CCUAUGAGGUGACAUUGUUGAGAAUUAUACAUAACCGGAUGUAGUUUAAACUGAAAGUACGAUUUCAAUAUGGCGUACUACGGACAGCAACAACAGGGUUAUGGCCAGCAAAGACCUCCUGUACAGGGACAAACCGAUCCAAAUUUUCUUUGGACCGUUUUCCAACGAGUUGAUAGAGAUCACAGUGGUCAUAUCUCUGGGGAUGAGCUGGGGCAGGCACUCAGUAAUGGAACAUGGACACCCUUUAACCCCGAGACGGUGCGGCUUAUGAUUGGAAUGUUUGACAAAGAUAACUCUGGCUCAAUCAACUUCCAAGAGUUCUCAGCCUUGUGGAAGUAUGUAACAGAUUGGCAGAACUGCUUUAGAAGCUAUGACAGGGACAACUCUGGCACGAUUGAUAAGAAUGAACUGAAAACAGCUAUAACAAGCUUUGGAUACCGGUUGUCAGAAAGGUUCUAUGACAUCUUGAUCCGUAAAUUUGACCGCCAAGGCCGCGGGAAUAUUGCCUUUGAUGAUUUCAUACAGUGCUGUGUUGUCCUGCAGACUCUGACAAGUGCAUUUCGAGGUCAUGAUACAGACCAAGACGGUUGGGUGACGAUAACUUACGAGCAGUUCAUGACACUUGUUUUCAGCCUCAAGAGCUAAAAUUCACCAACUGCAAUAAUGCUGUGAGAAAACAUUGGAAUCACUAGGCACAAUGAAAGGACAAAUGCAAAUGGUGUUAUUGAUCUGCAAAGUCUUGUGAACAAAUUUUUUGUUGUAAAUCAGAAUUCCACUUAAUUUUGCAUCCUUGGAAAGCAAUUUAAUUUAGUGAUUUAAAUUAAUUU
Dreissena polymorpha is the source of this 827-nucleotide messenger RNA. RefSeq names its product programmed cell death protein 6-like. Lineage: Eukaryota; Metazoa; Mollusca; Bivalvia; Myida; Dreissenidae. The record is from RefSeq and is a predicted model, not a curated record. The transcript is spliced from 6 exons. The coding region runs from base 70 to 645 and encodes 191 amino acids. Gene Ontology annotation, molecular function: calcium ion binding.